Phytophthora nicotianae INRA-310 is the source of this 213-nucleotide messenger RNA. RefSeq lists its product as hypothetical. NCBI's taxonomy places the organism in Eukaryota, Oomycota, Peronosporomycetes, Peronosporales, Peronosporaceae. The transcript has 2 exons. The record is from RefSeq and is a predicted model, not a curated record. Bases 1 to 213 code for a protein of 70 amino acids.
AUGAAGGAGAAGAAAGCCGGCAGUCUCAGUGGUGGUCCUAAAGGCUUGCAGGACUCGCUGAUUCUUUCAUGUAUCUUCACAUAUCUGACCAUCGAAGUUACUGGCAACAAACGUGAUAUCUCGUUCGUCAUCGGAAGUGGUAACUUGUUGAAUUUUUCGCGUGAAUAUAUCCUCUUCAAGACGUCUGGAGCCACUCGUCGCACUUUGGGGUGA